AUGGGGAGAGCUCCUUGCUGUGACAAAGCCAACGUGAAAAGAGGGCCAUGGUCCCCUGAAGAAGACACAGCUCUCAAGAACUAUGUUGAGCGAUAUGGAACUGGUGGUAACUGGAUUGCUUUACCCCGCAAAGCAGGAAUUAAACGUUGUGGCAAGAGUUGCCGUUUGAGAUGGCUCAAUUAUCUCAGACCAGACAUCAAACAUGGAGGUUUUACUGAGGAAGAAGACAAUAUAAUCUGUACCCUGUACAAUAGUAUUGGGAGCAGAUGGUCUGUCAUUGCUUCUCAAUUACCAGGAAGAACUGAUAAUGAUGUGAAGAAUUACUGGAAUACAAAGCUGAAGAAGAAACUAAUUGCAGGAAAGAUUGGUUUUCCAAGCAACACUACAAUUUCUCCAGCUGCUUUAACUAAAGCUCAGAACUACAAGCAUGGUUUUUCAGCUAGUAUUAACACAAGCUUCUCAACAUUUCCAUUGUCCAAUGAAGUUGGAUUGGGACAAAAUUUGGAUUUUAAAACAUUGGUUGCAGACCCAGCAGCAGGUCAUUAUAUUCCUGAAUUUGGAACAAGUACAAACAGCAGUUACAGUGUCUCAUCAUCUCAAGAAGUUUCAUCAAGCUUCUCAGUUGCUGCUUCUUCUUCUACUUCUCUUAUCAUGGACAAUAGCUUUUUUUCAUGGCCUAGCAAUAAUGGAGGUGGAGAAGAAGAUGGGUUCUUCAUGGAUUUUGGAUUUAACUCUCCAUAUGAUUUGCUCAGUGGCUUUGGUUUUCAGGGGAAGAUCAGCACUGAAGUUGCUCCAAGCUUAACUAACCCUCCUUACACUAAUUUGUAAAGUUUCAGUAGUUGAAAAUAUCUCCAAACAGGAAAUAAAAUUCAAAAAAAAGAGAGAGACAGAGACAGUAACUUGUAGUUUAGAUUUUGUUUUAAUGGGUCUUGAUCAUGAUGAUGGGGAAGAGGAGAAAAAUAUAGGUUCCAUGUAAAUGAAAUUUGAAGUAAAGGGAACAAUAGUAUUAGAUUUUCAGAUUUUCCAAUUUGAUAAUUUUUUUCCUUUCAAAAGCUUUCAUAGAACUUGUCAGUGGGUCUUUGAUUCAGUUUUGUUUUUAAAGGUGAGAUGUUCAUGAAUGUGAGGGGAUGUCAGCUAUAAUGUUUGUUUCUGUC
This is a messenger RNA of Telopea speciosissima, 1154 nucleotides long. Its product is annotated as transcription factor RAX2-like. The record is from RefSeq and is a predicted model, not a curated record. The coding region runs from base 1 to 828 and encodes 275 amino acids. Lineage: Eukaryota; Viridiplantae; Streptophyta; Magnoliopsida; Proteales; Proteaceae. The transcript has 3 exons.